This is a messenger RNA of Ictalurus punctatus (channel catfish), 2922 nucleotides long. It is a transcript of the gene glra3, whose product is annotated as glycine receptor, alpha 3. The coding region runs from base 351 to 1709 and encodes 452 amino acids. Gene Ontology annotation, biological process: nervous system process; chemical synaptic transmission; regulation of membrane potential. Gene Ontology annotation, cellular component: neuron projection; synapse; plasma membrane. The transcript has 9 exons. The record is from RefSeq and is a predicted model, not a curated record. Lineage: Eukaryota; Metazoa; Chordata; Actinopteri; Siluriformes; Ictaluridae. Gene Ontology annotation, molecular function: transmitter-gated monoatomic ion channel activity; glycine binding; transmembrane signaling receptor activity.
ACGCGUGCACACACACACACACACACACACACACACUCCAGCUGCCAUGAGCAGCGCCGCACUUCUCUCAGAGCAGCACUUUAAACAUACACACACACACACACACACACACACACAAAAUCGGAUUUCUCUCCUGUUCUCGUGCGCGUCUGAGUCUUGGGAUGUGUAAAAUAACGCUGAUGAAAGCUGCGCGCGUCGUGCGUAAAGAGCGCGAGCCCUGUCCGCGGUGCUGAAGUCCGGCACGAGGGCAAAGGGAGUGUGUGAGUGUGUGUGUGUGUGUGUGAGAGAGAGAGAGAGAGAGAGAGUGCGUGUGUGUGUGUGUGUGUGUGUGUGUGUACUAAAGCCUCGCCAUGACUCGGAAAAGGUUGCGGUGUGUAGCUGUGCGGGGAUUCCUGGCGUGGGAAGUGGCGCUUUUAGUGAGUUUGGUGGCCACAAAGGACCCUGAAAGUCCUCGGGGGAGAGCCGUACCCAUGUCUCCGUCAGACUUUCUGGACAAGCUCAUGGGAAGGACCUCGGGCUACGACGCCAGAAUUAGACCCAACUUCAAAGGUCCACCUGUGAACGUGUCCUGUAACAUAUUCAUCAACAGUUUCGGCUCCAUCGCUGAGACGACGAUGGAUUACAGAGUGAACAUCUUCCUGCGGCAGCAGUGGAACGAUCCACGCCUGGCCUACAGCGAGUACCCGGAUGACUCUCUUGACCUCGACCCCUCCAUGUUAGACUCCAUCUGGAAGCCGGAUCUGUUCUUCGCCAACGAAAAAGGUGCGCACUUUCAUGAAGUCACCACCGACAACAAGCUGCUGAGGAUAUUCAAGAACGGCAAUGUCCUUUAUUCCAUAAGACUGACCCUGACGCUUUCAUGUCCGAUGGAUCUGAAGAAUUUCCCCAUGGAUGUACAGACAUGCAUCAUGCAGCUGGAGAGCUUCGGCUACACGAUGAACGACCUGAUCUUUGAGUGGCAGGAGAACGGACCCGUGCAGGUGGCUGAAGGACUCACGCUUCCUCAGUUCAUCCUGAAGGACGAGUCUGAUCUCAGAUACUGCACCAAGCAUUACAAUACAGGAAAGUUCACAUGCAUCGAGGUGCGUUUUCACCUGGAGAGGCAGAUGGGUUAUUACCUGAUCCAGAUGUACAUCCCAAGUCUGCUCAUCGUCAUCCUCUCCUGGGUGUCCUUCUGGAUCAACAUGGAUGCCGCUCCUGCUCGCGUAGCUCUGGGCAUCACUACAGUGCUCACCAUGACCACACAGAGCUCCGGCUCCAGAACCUCUCUGCCUAAGGUCUCCUAUGUGAAGGCCAUAGAUAUCUGGAUGGCCGUGUGUUUGCUCUUCGUGUUCUCGGCUCUGCUGGAGUACGCAGCGGUGAACUUCGUGUCAAGGCAGCACAAGGAGCUGCUGCGGUUCCAUCGGAGGAGAAAGAAGUUGAGAAAGGAGGAGGAGGUGCGUGAAGGCCGUCACAGCUAUACCCCUAACGCGGGGAAAGACAUCCCGGUGGCCAAAUCCACCAAUAACACGGCCUCUAACUCGCUCCAGGCCCAGACGAGCGCUAACGUCACUAACAAGAGUGCAGAGGAGAUGAGGAAGCUCUUCAUCGACCGCGCCAAGAAGAUCGACACCAUAUCACGCGCAGGCUUUCCUCUGGCCUUCCUCUUCUUCAACAUCUUCUACUGGAUUCUGUACAAAAUCCUACGCCACGACGUCCACAAUCCCUAAACACAGAGCGCGAACAGGUGGGCGGAGCUUCAGCCUGACGGACAGCUACAUACGUGAUUAUAUAUUAUAUAUACAUACAUGAUAUGUACUCUACUGUCGUCAUGGAGACCAGGACGUGACAUGGACCACAUGGUCACGACACGCACUCGCUAUGCAACUGAGAGACAUCAUGGAGCAACACAACACAAAACACACCCUCACACACACUCACACACACUCACACUCAGUCCCCCGAGCCUCCCUGGAUCUCACUCUUCGCUCUGGUUGUCUCUCUCGUGUCCUACAGCCUUGUACUGCCAGCGUUGUGUUUUAAUACAAUCCCAUUCCAAACUAAAUCCUACAAGUUAGAUAAAAGAUAAAGGAAAUACAUCAAUGUUCUUUUCUAUGACUAGAAAAUCAUUUUAUACUCCGAGAAACCGGAUCAUCCCUUAAACGAAGGCUUAAAGGAAUUUUUUGGGGAUGAAUAAAUGUAUCCAAGUCUGAUUGAUGAGUAGGAAAAUGUGUAGCUUAUAUGCCGAAAGGUGCAUGUCUUUAGUUUCGGGUUGCAAAAGUAGCCGGCGGUUUGAAAAAGUUGUUUUCUUUUUCUUAAACAUAUAGUGGGAGUCGUAAAAAUUCAGAGUAAAACACAAAGUUUGCAGAGCAACAGUGACGUUUCAGUGAUCUGCUAAUUGAAUACGAUACGGUCGGCCAUUUUGAAUCUCUAAUGAUGAACGCCUAACCUUCCCGUGUUCUCUCGGAAUGGCGUGUACUACACUGAACUUUUACUCUAUACUCUCUUUAUUACUAUAUAGUACUGUACAGAAGUCUUAGGCACGAGGAAUGACAUGCUAGGAAGCAGCGAUGCCUUUACAAAUAAUGAAACUAAACAUUAAAAAUAUCUACUAUAAAGGGCAGUAAUCAGUCACGUAUACAAAGUCCAUAUUUUGAUUCCUGGCGUAUAUUACUUUCCUAUAACCUUUCAUUUUUGUUGUAAUGCUUGGAAAUGUAAAAUGUUUUGUUACUGCAGGAAACAAACAAGACCAAAAUUUGUUUACAUUUCUUUUUUGGGUGCCUAAGACUUGCACAGUACUGUAUAUAUGUGUGUGUGUGCGUGUGUGUGUGUGUGUGUGUGUUAAAUUCAUUUCCCUUUCAGUUGCAUGCACUUGACAUAGUGUGAACUUCAUGUGAAAUUGUGUAUAAUAAUAAUAAUAAUAAUAAUAAUAAUAAUAAUGAU